AGACAGAAACAUGUCACACACUCGCCCAGCAGCGGAGAGCUCCGACAGCACUGUAACGACGGUAACCGACGGUAUCUGUGUUUUAACCGGGUACUUUUAUGAUUUUCUUCGGAGGCUCCGGUCUGACCUUCCCUCUCUGGACUCUGACUGCUCCUUUCAGUCUGUUACUGUGGACGCUUGUCGAAGCUCUGUGUCCUCUCACAGGAAGAAGAUGAUGUACAGGAUCCUGCUGCCCCUCAUGAUGACCUGCUGUGACUGUGCAGGAACAUUUGAAGUGAACGUGACUCAGAGCUUCUAUCAGUUAGAGGAGAACCAGAACGUCACUCUGGAGUGGACCUUCACACCCCAAGAUGACUCCUCACUUCACUCUCUUUUCAUCUACUGUGUGAUGGUCACUGAUCAUGACGUCUCCAGACUGUUUGAUCUGAUUGGAGGAGUCAAGGUCUCAGAGUAUCAGGAUGAACAGUUUGCAGGACGAGUCCACUGGGACAAAGACGUCCUUAAAGAAGGACGACUCAGACUUCACAUGUCCUCGUUGAGGACUGAAGACUCGGGGCUAUACGUGUGUAAAUGGAGGUUAAAGUCUGAUGUGGUCGCUGGUAGAAGUCGUCUUAAUGUGACCGCAGCUGCUCAUGAGCCCCAAACUCAGAGACUAACAGUGAGACCAGGAGAAGAGAGUCGGGGAAGAACUGGUCUCUACGCUGGACUGGGACUGUUACUGGUCCUGACAGCAUCAGCUGGACUGUCUCUCUGUGUCUUUAAAAAAUGUGUCUUUAAAUCUGCUGAUAAGAGAGAAAACGUCUCUGCAGUCGUGUAGACUCUGAAUUUGUCAGAGAAACAAUCAACCAUCCAUUACCUGAACCACUUGAUGGUUCUGGGUCAGCGGGGUUAAACCCUGGACUGGACGGACACACAGAGACAAACUUUCCCUCUCUCGUCCUUUAAACUUGGAGCACGUCCUGUCCUGGUUACCACGGCAACAAACUCAACCUGCCAAAGACCCUGAUGGUGCACUCCUCCAUCAUCCAGUCCAUCCUCUCCUCCUCCAUCAGUCUGCUACACUGCAGCGUGAUUGGCUGCAAGUCUACCAUCUUACCUGUACACCUCCAGGACCCUGAGGGCCAAUAAUAAUGUUAUAUUCUGUUAUCUACCUCUUGUUCAAUAAUAAUGUUAUAUUCUGUUAUCUACCUCUUGUUCAAU
Messenger RNA from Labrus bergylta (ballan wrasse), 1200 nucleotides. Lineage: Eukaryota; Metazoa; Chordata; Actinopteri; Labriformes; Labridae. The record is from RefSeq and is a predicted model, not a curated record.